GGUCACGUGACCACUUCGCCAUUUUGGUUUGGGUCAGUCAGGGCCACGAGGGUUUACACCGAAACCUCCGAUAAACAUUUGCACUUUGUUUACCUUGACCACACAUCAAAAUGCCCUCGAGUAACCCCUUGCCACCAAAAGAAAACGCCCUUUUUAAGCGAAUUUUGAAAUGUUACGAGCACAAGCAGUACAAAAAUGGGUUAAAGUUUGCCAAGCAGAUCCUCUCCAACCCGAAGUACAUGGAGCAUGGGGAAACGCUGGCUAUGAAAGGUUUAACUCUGAAUUGCCUGGGUCGCAAGGAAGAGGCCUAUGAGUAUGUGAAGCGAGGUCUUCGCAAUGAUCUGCGCUCCCAUGUUUGCUGGCAUGUGUAUGGACUUCUUCAGCGCUCUGACAAGAAGUAUGAUGAAGGAAUCAAAUGUUAUCGGAAUGCUCUGAAGUGGGAGAAGGAUAAUAUUCAGAUCCUUAGAGACUUGUCACUUCUUCAAAUUCAUUUGCGAGACCUUGAGGGCUACAGAGACACAAGAUAUCAACUUUUCCGCUUGCGACCUACUCAAAGAGCAUCAUGGAUUGGUUUUGCCAUGUCUUACCAUCUUAUUGGUGAUUAUGAGGGGGCUUUGAAGAUUCUUGAGGACUUCCGUAAAACUCAGGCAGAUAUUCCUAGCUCCUAUGACUAUGAACACUCAGAGGUGUUGCUGUACCAGAACAUGGUGAUUCAGGAGUCUGGGGCUUUGAAGGAGGCUGUAGCUCAUUUGGAAAAGUAUCAAGAGCAGAUUCUUGACAAGCUCAGCAUUCUUGAAACUUUGGGCACAUUGUAUCUUAAUUUGCAACGCUUUGACCGCGCAGAGUCUGUUUAUUCUGAGUUAAUUAAGCGCAAUCCUGAGAAUACAUUGUAUUACAUCAAGUUUCUUGAAGUCAAGCAAUCCUCUGAUGAAGAUGAAUGUGUAGAUACUUUUGAAUACUUCCAAAAACAGUUUCCCAGAGCUCAUGCUCCUAAACGGCUAGCUCUUAACUAUGCAACUGGUGACAGGUUCAGGAAACUAGUGGAUGCAUAUUUGAGAAAAGGAUUGCAUAAAGGAGUUCCUCCUCUCUUUGUUGAUUUGCGGUCUCUUUACAAAGUUCAAUCCAAGGCUGAUACAAUUCAAGACCUGGUUCUAUCCUAUGUUGAGCAAUUGAAAAAGUCUGGUCAUUUUUCACAAGCGGAUGCUGAUGCUGGAGAAAGCAAGGAGCCUGCAUGUGCACUCCUUUGGACAUACUAUUUCUUGGCUCAACAUUAUGACUUCCUGGAAAACCCAGAAAAAGCCAUCUUCUACAUUGAUGCUGCUAUUGAUCACACACCUACCCUUAUUGAAUUGUUUGUGUGCAAAGGCAGAAUAUUCAAGCAUGCUGGAGAUGCCAUUGAGGCUUUUAAAUACCUUGAUGAAGCUCAAGGCCUGGACACAGCUGACCGAUACAUCAACUCUAAAUGUGCGAAGUACAUGCUCCGCGCCAAUCUCAUUGAUGAGGCAGAAGAGACGUGUGAAAAGUUCACCCGGGAGGGAGUAACUGCCAUGGAGAACCUCAAUGAGAUGCAGUGUAUGUGGUUCCAAACUGAAUGUGCACUAGCAUACCAAAGACUGCAUAGGUGGGGUGAUGCUCUGAAGAAGUGCCAUGAAAUUGAUCGGCAUUUUUCUGAAAUCAUUGAUGACCAGUUUGAUUUCCACACUUAUUGUAUGAGGAAGAUGACACUUCGCUCUUACAUAGGAUUACUUCGCCUAGAAGAUGUUUUACGCGCUCAUCCCUUCUAUUUCAAAGCUGCUCGCUGUGCUAUUGAAGUAUAUCUUCAUCUCUUUGAAAACCCCCUGAAGGAUUUAACUGCUGAGGAGGAGUUAAAUACAGAAAACCUGUCGCCGUCCGAGCUGAAGAAGCUCCGCAACAAGCAGCGCAAGGCGCGCCGGAAGGCCGAGCUGGAGCAGCAGGAGAAGGCCGAGAGGGCGGAGAAGCACCAGAACAAGCGGCCGCCCGGCGAGGAGCCCGACGCGCCGCAGCAGGACGAACUCAUCCCGGACAAGCUCGCCAGGGUGGAGGACCCUCUUGAGCAAGCGAUCAAGUUCCUGAAGCCGCUGCAGGACCUGGCCUCCAAGAACAUCGAGACCCAUCUCAUGGCGUUUGAGAUCUACUAUAGGAAAGGAAAACUGCUGCUCAUGCUUCAGUCCAUCAAGCGAGCAUUCAACCUGGAGCCCAACAACUGUGAACUGCACACUUGCUUGGUACGCUUCGUAGAACUUGUAUCAUCAAAGUUGGACACACUGGAAGCCCCUGUCGCGGAUGUCAUCAAGCAAGCAAUGGAGCCCAUUACCAGAGGUCGCAGUGCCAAGCAGAUGAACGAGGACUUCCUCAAGGAGAACAGCAAUAAUUUGGCUGCUCUUAUCCAAGGUGCACGUAUGAUGUAUGCCUUAGACCAAAGUAGACAGGAAGAAGCUAUCAAAUUAGCAACGACACUAGAGAAGGUGCAAGGGAUCAAUAUCAAGAAUUGUUCACGAGUUCUACAAGCACUACAAGCUGGUGAUUUUGGAUCAUGCUCCCAGCAUUUAGAAGAAUAUAAGAAAAGGUGUCACAAGAUUAUGAUAUAUGCCACACUUUUCCGACCCCCACCUCCACCCGUACUGACCGAAAUUGGCUCUAGUGAUAAUACCUCUUUGGAAAUACCAGUCCCAGAAAUUAGUAACUAAAACACCAACUCUGUCCACUCCCAAUGUGUCUCAAGUGAAAUGACUUCCAAGGACUCUACCUAUUUUGAUUUUUCAUGACACUUUGUCAUGCGUGUUUUUGAAUUUAGUUUGCUCAUAUGUAAGUGGGCUUAAUGUUUGAGCAGUGGUUGAUGUCUUCUAACUAUUUGUUUUUGAUGUUGUCUCUACCAGGGCUGUCUUCAAGAUAGCUCAGAACUUUGUUCUAAAGGAGAAGUCUGUUCAUGUGUGAUUUGAGCCUGCAUGUAGGCCAAUAAUAGAUCUAAGUCAACCCAAUAAAGUGUGAUAUCUGACAUGUCCAUUGCUCUCCAGCCAAAUAUCUUAGCACAGUUAUUAUGAUAAAGAACUGCAAGUCACAAACAUUGUUUCACUCUAUAUUUUAUCAUUCAUAUCGUUCUUUGUUACCUUCUAAAUGAAAUCUUAAAAAAUGACAAGAUGAUUUGAGGUUUUCUUUACUGCUCGUCUUUCUUCUCUCUUUGUAGAAGAAGUGGUUUGCUCAUUUGUAUACCCCUUGGUCGGUUGACAUGACUCAUAUCUUCAACUUUCUUGUUUGGUACAUUGAAGUUGAUUUGAGACUGAAUCUUUGUAAUGCAAUUGUAGAGGUGUUUCAAUAUUAGUGACUCUCCUGUCCGAUUCAUUAAUGCCUUCGUACCAUGACCAUAUUUGUACAUUGAAGACACUUAAUGUUCUCAAGUUUUUAAAUUUCUAAAUUUGUAUCAUCAUGGAUCUCAAUAAUUUCUGAUCAAAAGACUUUGGGUCUUCAAUUUUGUGCAUUUCCACAUAAUUCCUUCCCCACCAUCUUGUUUUCUCCUUUCUUUAGAAAGACAAAUGUUGUGUUUUCAUCCUUUUCAUGUCAUAAAAUGUGGCUGUACAUUUCUUUUAAUUAAUCAAUUUCAGUUGUUAUGACAUUUCAUUUCAUUUAAUCUUAGCUCCCACCGCAAUAUUUUCCUUCCAUCAUUGUGUGGUGGUUAACAGUUCCGUGUACACCUGCAAGCCUUUUUGACAUGUGCUAAGUAUGUUUGAAGUGCCUGCUGCUUAACAUAAUUGUUUGUAAAGUAAGAGUAAUUCAAAACAAGGGUCUUUUAUAUCCUCUCUUCCUAUUCUGGUCUUUUCAGAGGAUGUGCAGAGCUGUAAGUGGUUACUUGUACCAUAAAUAUGCAACUGUUCUUAAUCUAGGCUGUUCCUCUCUCACUCUGCUUAGGGUCUACAUUUCUUAUGGAGAUGUCGAGAGCACUUUGUUGUGCUGACUGGCCGAACGGGAAACAAGGUGCUAGUUUACUUGUUAAAAUUUUAUAGUAGCUCUGCGGAGUGAGAGAGGAGGGCUCAAUAUGUUUCAUUGUGUCGUUGAUCUGUGGUCAGUUAAUGUAAAGAUUAAUUAAAUAAAAAAAUUUAUAAAACUUG
Thrips palmi is the source of this 4124-nucleotide messenger RNA. It is a transcript of the gene Naa15-16, whose product is annotated as N-alpha-acetyltransferase 16, NatA auxiliary subunit. The transcript is spliced from 15 exons. Bases 111 to 2708 code for a protein of 865 amino acids. The record is from RefSeq and is a predicted model, not a curated record. Gene Ontology annotation, biological process: N-terminal peptidyl-methionine acetylation. Gene Ontology annotation, cellular component: cytoplasm; NatA complex. Gene Ontology annotation, molecular function: protein-N-terminal amino-acid acetyltransferase activity; protein binding. NCBI's taxonomy places the organism in Eukaryota, Metazoa, Arthropoda, Insecta, Thysanoptera, Thripidae.